ACCAGACUACUAGAGUGUUUCCAUAAACAAAACAGAACCACUUUCUUUCUCUCUCUCUCUCUCUCUCUGAACCAAACAGAAGAAUAAUGGUAGAGUCUUAGACCAGAGAAACAAGAAGAAGAAGAAGAAGAAGAAGAAGAUAAAAGACAAAGAAGAAAACGCUCCUCAUCCUCCUCAUAACAACAACAAUCACAAAUAUCAUGUGAAUAAGUGUUACCAAUGAAUAAAGCAAGCUCCAUCUCUCUCUCUCUCUCUCUCUCUCUCUCUCUCUCUCUCUCUCUAGGUAAAUCUGUAAUCAUCAUCAACCUUCAACCUCACUCCAUUUACUAUUAUACUAUAAAUUAACAAUUUCCAUUCCUCAAGUUUACUCCAACACAAAACCUAAUUUGUUUGUUAGUUUGUUAGCAACACCCUAUCUAUCUCUCUACCCACUAAUUAACUAAUUCAAUCCAUUGAUUGAUUGCAACAUUCCAUUAACCUCCACUCAUUCUUCACUGUUGUUUAAUUUGUAAUCUGUGAAUGCUACUUGAUAUUUAAGGGGGUUUCUGUACUGUUAUACACACGAGGUUUACAACAACAACAGUAAUCAAGGGAAAAUAGAAGAAGAAAAUAUGAGUCUAUCGUCUUUGAUUAUCCGAGAAGAUGAGAUUGAAAUUCAUGCGGAAGAAGAGUGUUCCAUAUCAUCUGAAUCACCAUCUACAUCAAUUGAGGACCGCCGGAACCACAGUAAUAGCACCACCAGCAGCAGUAGCUCAUCUUCUUCUCCGCCGCCGCAAUUGGACUGGCCUACUAACAAUUCAACCAAUAAUAAUGUCAUCAAAGAUGAUGCUGAGAAACCCCAUUUGGAUGUUGCGGAAGCCAAAUCAAUAGACAAACUAGAGAAACAAGUCUCUACUAACAAAAUUUCCGAAAUUGAGAUGAUGAAGGAGAGAUUUUCAAAAUUGUUACUUGGUGAAGACAUGUCUGGCUCUGGCAAAGGGGUUUGCACUGCUUUAGCCAUUUCAAACGCCAUUACCAAUCUAUGCGCCACCCUCUUUGGGCAGCUAUGGAGGUUAGAACCUGUAUCACCGGAGAAGAAAUCAAUGUGGCAAAGAGAAAUGGAAUGCCUUCUAUGUGUCAGUGACCACAUUAUCGAAUUGAUACCUUCCUGGCAAACAUUUACCGACGGAACCAAGCUUGAGGUCAUGACUUGCAGACCCCGGUCAGAUAUUUGUAUCAAUCUUCCCGCUCUUCGCAAACUGGAUAACAUGCUUCUUGAAAUACUAGAUAGUUUUACAGACACGGAAUUCUGGUAUGUUGACAAAGGGAUAGAAGCUCCAGAUGCUGAUGGCUCGGCCUCUUUCCGUAAACGUCCCUUGCAGCGCCAAGAGCAGAAGUGGUGGCUACCUGUACCUCGUGUACCACUGGGAGGUCUCCAGGAAAGUUCACGGAAACAGUUGAAGCAUAAGCGUGAUUGCACGACCCAAAUCCUUAAAGCUGUCAUGGCCAUUAACAGCAUUGCUUUGGCCGAAAUGGAAGUGCCUGAAUCAUUCUUAGAAGCUCUUCCAAAGAACGGGAGAGCCAGCUUAGGAGAUGUUAUAUACCGUUACAUUACGUCAGAUCAGUUCUCUCCAGAAUGCCUUCUCAAUUGUCUCGAUCUAACACCGGAGCACCAGGCUCUAGAGAUUGCUAAUCGGGUUGAAGCCUCCAUUUAUGUGUGGCGACGAAGAACAAACUCGAGAACGGCAAACAAUAAUAGUACCAGGUCCACACCAAAAUCGUCGUGGGAGAUGGUUAAAGACUUGAUGGGUGACGGAGAUAAGAGGGAAUUGCUUGCAAACAGAGCUGAAAGCCUCUUGCUUUGCCUGAAGCAGCAGUUCCCUGGUCUUUCUCAGACUACAUUGGAUAUGAGCAAGAUCCAAUUCAAUAAGGAUGUUGGAAAAUCCAUUCUGGAGAGCUAUUCACGAGUUCUUGAAAGCCUAGCGUUUAACAUUGUAGCUCGUAUCGAUGAUGUUCUGUAUGUAGACGACUUGUCCAAGAAUUCAGAUCAGUCAUCAUCAGUUCCUACCAUCAGCGUGAUUGCUCACAAGAAGGUUUCCAUUCCACAUUCUUCUUCUGCACCUCUCUCGAGUACUACUCCCUAUGCAACGGCUUAUACCACUCCGAGUUACUCACCAGCACCUAUGGUUAGCCCUGCAAAUGGAGGAGUCCUGAACAGCGCCAAGCCGUAUCACCGUGGGUUUGGAGUAAAGAAGGUCUUAACAGAUUAUCUUGGUGCUGAGACUAAGACCAAAAAUGCAGGGAAUCUUGCAGAUGCGUCGUCAGAUUCUAUCCCAGGCUCGUUUCGAUCAUCUUCAAGUAGGGUGGUCAGUUGAUGACUUAAAUUGUUCAUAUUAUCCCUUCCCCCCAUUGACAGAAGAAUAGACUUGUCCUAGGAAAUGUGAUGUAAAUUUGAGAGCGAUGAUAUCAUGCUAAAAUCAUCCUAUUGUGUUUUGUUCUUGUGUGAUGAGUUUUAUGUCAUGUGUGACAGUUUGAUACUGAUUUUUUUUCGACAUUAUAAAGAGGCUGAACUUGA
This is a messenger RNA of Papaver somniferum (opium poppy), 2554 nucleotides long. RefSeq names its product rop guanine nucleotide exchange factor 7-like. Lineage: Eukaryota; Viridiplantae; Streptophyta; Magnoliopsida; Ranunculales; Papaveraceae. The transcript has 7 exons. Bases 612 to 2354 code for a protein of 580 amino acids. Gene Ontology annotation, molecular function: guanyl-nucleotide exchange factor activity. The record is from RefSeq and is a predicted model, not a curated record.